AUGACAUCCGUACAACACUUUGCCAAUCUCCUGAACUCCCUUCUACCAAGGCAUUUUGAGGCAGUCAAGGACCCAUCUUUGUGCUUGCGUGACUGCAUCCAGCGCUAUAUGGACUUAGUGGAGGAUCCCAGUGGGCUGGCCAGCACUUUCGUUGGUGCUGAAGUCUUCGACGCCCACGUUACCUGCUGUCUCACACUUCUCAGCAACAUGGCCACCUCAGAGAGCCUGGCUGCUGAAGCCGUCGCUGGUAAUGGAAAGCCACUCUUCAGUAUCUAUCAGACACAGCAAUUAUCCAAAUGUUUGGAGUUCGUAGUCUGCCUCGGCGUCUAUCCCUUUCUCUCACCGGGGGUUUCGGCGCCCUUGGAACUGCGCAUGGAACAUUGGGAGAAGUUUGCACUUCCCCAACGGCAAAGUGCGCCGGAUAAACGACAGAAGUUGUCGCAGGUAUCACUGAAUUUUUCCUUUACGUGACUUUAGCCCACAUGUGUAAGCCAUUUUGGACAGUUUAGCUCGACAUCGGGUCCCUGAUGCUGCCUAAGUACAUGGAGUAGGCCGGAUGGAUUUUCAUGUUUGACUUGGCAGUUUUUAUGGAAUGCUGUGAGAUCGCGCAUCACUUUGGGCCUAACAACCGAGAUCGCAAGUCCAUACAAGACUGACGUUCAACGAUAUAACCUGAUUAGGAAAGGUCGUACGGAUUUUCCGUUUUUCCUUGGUGCCCCGGGCUGUUUCGAGCAUGGCCACCUGACGAGCGCAAAUAAGUCGAAAAUGCUCCUCUAGAGCUUCCAAAAUCUUUGUCAGUAAGACCUUGAGUGCUGAUUAAUCGUCGCCAUGUGUUUGACUCCAAAGAGCAUCUCCAGGCAACGAGAAAGUCAUUUAUUUCAUCCUCAGUUCGGCUGGCUCGGUGAAGUCCACUCCCACUUGUAAAAUUCCCCACCUCAGGAAGUCGCUUAGAUGUUGACUAAAUGGGAAAGUGAUGCCACGUUCGUGUUUCAAAUCUCCGUCUCUCAGCUUAACAUUUGGUAAAAGCAAGCAAGCUAGAACUGCCAAUUUGUGUCAGGCAGUUUUCGCAAAAUCGGCCGAAAGUCACGCACGGCCCUCGACCCUGCAACCAAAGUCAGAGACAGAUACUACCGCAAAAACUGGAAUAUUCUUACCAAAGGACAUUAGAGGUCAUUGAUUCAGAACCGAGAGCCAUUGACCACUCAAUCUGUUAUGUUACAAUGACCGCCAACUCAAAAUACCAAAUGCCUUAUCGAGUAAAAUGUAACAAGAGGAGGCGCUUAUCGACCAGUUAGCUCAGCUGGGGGCCUUAUCCGCAGUGAAGUGGUUGACAAUGCGUUCCUCUCUCGUUCUAAGUUCUUUUUGUCUGUGCGGAUGCGUUAUUCCGCAUUAUCUGUUUUAGCAACUGGGCUAGGAGAUCUUUAAUCCUCACAGUUACAGUUUAUCUCAUCCACCCUAUCUGUCGAAUCCUCAAUGGUGGAUGCAUAUCCUUUCAGAUUGCCAGCUGCUUCUCCGCUCUCUGGCAGUCACCAACCCGGGAACUCCGUGGCCUCCUGUCGCCCAAUCUCUUUUUGGGCGACUAUAUUGCCGUUCUGUUGCAGUUGGGCUACGAGCCCAUUCCGUCGACCGCCCCUCCCAAGGACACAGAAAGACAGCAGAAGGAGGAGGAGGAGAAAGAGGAGACUACUCGUCUGACAUUGGAGGCUCGUCGUCAGCUGCGCAGCCUUCUCUCAGACCUGCCACGGCCAAUCGCCCUGCGCGAACUCUUCUUCUUUCAAGCAGGCUUUUGCCAGAGUAGAGUGAGUUGUUGCCAGUUGUGGGUUGUGGACUUAGCAAAGCCUAACUCAACUACUUUGCGUCUGAUUACUCCCAACUGGCUCAAUCCUUGUUCUCAAACGGGAAACGACAAUCUAGGGUGUAACUCCGAAGCGUUCUUGAACCGCCUUUCCCGGUUCUGUUGGCUGCGGGCCAACAACCAGAGUGACGUCUUUUUUACAAUAAUUUAAGUUUAAGGGUUGUGACAGGGACUCAGUGUUUUUCUUGAAGACCGACUUUUUGGGGCACAUACGGUCAAUAACUGAUCCCAUAAAAUGUUAACCGGAAUUCUGAAAUGCUUUUUCGAUUAGGACGGACUACUUUAGUGGAGUUGUAAUACUGACUAUCACGCGGCAUAAUCCAAUGAUAUUUAAAACACGCUAAGAAGUUGGCUUUUGAUCGUACUGAAUAAACCGCUUUCGGUAAAAAUGACUGCUUAAGAUGCAUUUAAGGCUAUACCACGGAAAACGUGCGCAAAAAUAUACUUUCUUAUUCUUAGUUGAUAAAAUAUCAGGUCUUCCUCAGAUUUCAUACCCCAAAGAAGGGCACAUUUAGGUUUUAAAAGUUUCUUACUAUGGAAUCUUCCAAGACCUUACAAUGCCCACCCAAAUAGCAUUGUAUCUCUCUGUUCAUUAAUGCUAUUCAUGAAGUAUGCAUUGCGAGAUUUUACGAAACCUAUAUGGUAUCUUUUAAAUUGAAUAUAAAAAUGUUUGAUUUUCCUGACAUGGAAAGUAUACAGGUUGUAGACCGAGAACUCUGACGUAAAUGCAACGGCAGACCGAGCUUAAAAUUCUUUAGGAGUCGAAAAGGUUUUUUUUAACGCCUAUAUAUCUUCCUUUUCUGUGGGCAAUUUGACAAAGUUAUUCUCUGUAGAAUGAGUAUGAGAAAGAAUACUUCUAUGCAUGAUUUCUGAGGGCAUCGAAGAUCAGUAUGAAAAGUGUCCGCUUAAGUGAUCACUUUUUUUUACAGAGAGCGGUUUUUGUAAGCGGCCGAAGAGGAGUACAAUUAAAAGCCAACAUCCUAACGUGUCUAAAAUAUCGAGGGAUUAUGCCGCACGGUAGUCAAUAUUUCAACCCCCCAUAAGUAACCUUUUCGAAUUGAGAACGCAUUUCAGAAUUUUAGUUAAUAUUUCGUAAAGGUCGUUUAGUGACUAUAUACUCUCCCCCUUCUGGAAAAGGCGUUUCUUCGUAAGUCCGUGAAUUUGAAACAUGUCACUGCGAAAAGGCUAGAGUUCCAGAUAAGUCAAAAUCGGAAGACGAUAUGAAAUAUUAUGACCUACAGUAGAUGUGCUAACUCAUGAAAUGUCAACCAAACUUUCGAAAUGCGUUCUCGUUUCGAAUAGAUAAAUUGAGUAGUGUUGUAAAACUAAUCAGGAUGCAGCAUAAAUCUAUAAUGAUCCAGUUACCUCAGGGUGUCGGCUUUCGAAAGAACUUAUUUUCGGCUACAUGCAACAUCUACACUCUGCAAAAAAGGACUACAUAUGUAGCAUGCAAUUUUCUCAUUGAUUUUCGAUGCCCUUGAAAAUUCAAUUAUAUUUCAUGAAAAACAUGCAUGAAACUAUUCAUUCUUUUACUUAUUCGGUAGAAAAUCACGUCUUCUUCCAAUUUCAUACUCAAAAGAAGAGUAUAAUUCGGUUUUAAAAAAACCUUUCUACUUCCCGAAUAAUUUUGAACCCGACCUGCUGUUACAUCUUCAUUCAGAGUUUCCAAACUACAAGCUGUAUAUUUUCCGUGUACGGAAAACCAUGCAUUUCUCUGCGGCGUUAAGAGGAGACCAUAUGAGAUUUAUAAAAUUCAGCAGUGGAUUUGAGCAAUAUUGUUAACAUUGCAAGCCACAUUCGUAAAUGCAGAUACAUGACGGUUCAUGAACGGCCAUUUAUCGGUAUUAAAAAAUCUCACAAUUAGAAACUUUUUUAAAACCGAAUUAUACUCUUCUUUUGAGUAUGAAAUUGGAAGAAGACGUGAUUUUCUACCGAAUAAGUAAAAAAAUGAAUAUUUUUAUGCAUGUUUUUCAUGAAAUAUAAUUGAAUUUUCAAGGGCAUCGAAAAUCAAUGAGAUAAUUGCAUGCCAACUAAGUAGUCAUUUUUUGCAGAGUAUAAAUCUUGCAUGCAGCCGAGAAUAAGUUCUUUCGAAAGCCGACACCCAGGAGGUAACUGGAUCAUUAUAGAUUUAUGCUGCAUCAUGAUUAGUUUUACAACAAUACUUAAUUUAUCUUUUCGAAACGAGAACGCAUUUCGAAAUUCUGGUUGACAUUUCAUGAGUCAGCACAUCUACUGUAUCUAUCAUACUUCCGUUUAGGAUCUUUGCUUGCUCAUAUGAUAGUGGACGGUACGUCUGUGCUCUUCUCUGAUGCAGCCUCCCAACAUGAGUGGCGUUGUUACAAGGUAAGGACAUAUUUCUCACUAGAUGCCGCUUUUUUGGUACGCGUGCGGCGCGC
Molecule: messenger RNA, 4251 nt
Organism: Spirometra erinaceieuropaei
Lineage: Eukaryota; Metazoa; Platyhelminthes; Cestoda; Diphyllobothriidea; Diphyllobothriidae
Source: the annotation of a GenBank genome assembly